AUGAGAGAAACUGGCAGGUUUUUUCCAUGUUAUAGUUUUGAUAUGGUUCCCUCGUCUAUACAGUUUUUGAAAUUACUAAUUCAUUAUGACAAGAUAAACCUUAGCUAAAAUAUAUUUUUCUCGAAAAUUAUCUUGUGAUUUGACAUUUAUUGGCAUUUAGUCGUUAUUCAAUAGAAUAUCAAUCUUUGUGGAUAAUCAUAUUUAAUUCUCUUGGAGAUGGCUGCUCAGAAACAAAAGUCUCGUUCAUCAAGAGAAGAGCCCAAAAAGAAUUCCUUAAUUCAAGAACUCAUAAAGUCAGAUGCUGAUGAAGAUAAAAAUUCCAAAAAAAUGGAAUUAUUCAAAUCAGCUGGUUUUGAUAUGAGGCCUGAUUUAUCUAAAAAAUUUAGGUCAUUCUCAAUCCAAAGUAUAAUAAGCAAAGUCUUGAAUGACAAUCUUUAUGGCCAAACAUACUCACCAGAUACAGCCGAGGAAUUAACCAAAUCACUUGCCACCACCAUAAGACUAAAAUUGAAAGGUGAAGUCUACGAGAGAUACAAACUUAUUGUUAAUGUUGUGCUUGGGGAAAGGAGGGGUGGAGGAGUGAAAGUCGGAGCAAGAUGCUUGUGGGAUCCAGAAACAGAUUCAUAUACCUCAGAAAGUUUUGUGAAUGAAUCACUUUUCUGUGUUGCCUCGGUGUACGGUCUAUUGUUCUAUUGAAAUGAGCUGAUUAUUAUAAUAAUACCAAAGUCUUUUCAUAUUG
Messenger RNA from Nezara viridula (southern green stink bug), 739 nucleotides. The record is from the annotation of a GenBank genome assembly. Lineage: Eukaryota; Metazoa; Arthropoda; Insecta; Hemiptera; Pentatomidae.